Neodiprion fabricii is the source of this 2227-nucleotide messenger RNA. It is a transcript of the gene sud1, whose product is annotated as prolyl 3-hydroxylase OGFOD1. The coding region runs from base 321 to 2222 and encodes 633 amino acids. Gene Ontology annotation, biological process: peptidyl-proline hydroxylation; regulation of translational termination. Gene Ontology annotation, cellular component: cytoplasm. The transcript has a single exon. The record is from RefSeq and is a predicted model, not a curated record. Gene Ontology annotation, molecular function: L-ascorbic acid binding; iron ion binding; peptidyl-proline dioxygenase activity. NCBI's taxonomy places the organism in Eukaryota, Metazoa, Arthropoda, Insecta, Hymenoptera, Diprionidae.
AGCACGUGCAAUUCGAUCUAUUACUGUUCACAGCCGUUGGACAGUCAGUUCUGUAAUUUUUGUCCUCGAAUGUAAAUUAUUCCAAUAUUGACGAUAAAUAACAAUUGAUACUUGACGAGUUAUUGUUUGUCAAGUUUCAUUUAUUCUUCAUUUCUUAUUGGUUUUUAUUGAAGUACAGAGGAUUCCGAUUAUACUUCAAUUUCAAAACACUUAACUACAUGGGCAACUGAGUUAACCUCUUUUUUGCCCAGACCGAAUGACACGAGACAAGCGAGCCUGAGCGCGACGAUACGGUGGUGAAGGAAUCAGUAUCGUACAUAAUGUCCAACGAGAUGCAUGAACACGUUGAAGAAACAGACGCAAUUGAACCUGUUGCAAAAAGAUUUAAAAGUUCAAUAAUCUCGCAACACGUGGGGUCAACGGAAUUCCAAAAAAUCUUUUCUAAUCAUUGGCACGGCUCAAAGCCUGUGAAAACAGAUAGAAUAGAGAUAAUAACGGAGCCGUACCGAAUAUGCAAAAUUUCAGAUGUUCUAGCCGAAAAUACGUUCAUUUCGAAAAUAAAAGACGAAUUGAAAGACGUAGAAAGUUGCCGCAAAAAUAUGGACUUGUAUCAGUUUGAACAAACGAAAGACCUGGCAAACGUAAAAUCUGAAAGCAUAGUACAAUUGUACAGAACCUUUGAAUCAGACUUGACUGAUUGGAUGAAAAAUAAUACGAAAAUUGAUUUGAGUGGAAAAAUAUCAAUAUCUAGCGCACGUUACUCUGAUACAGAUUAUCUUUUAUGUCACGACGAUAAUAUGGGUGAUAGAAGAAUCGCCUUCAUUUUAUAUUUGUCUGAAAAUUGGACUGCGCAGGAUGGUGGAUCACUAGAUAUAUUCGAUACGGAUGAAAACGGACAGCCGAACUGCAUUGUGCGCUCAUUAAUUCCUGAGUAUAACUCAUUGAUUUUCUUCGAAGUUUCAGAUAAAUCGUACCAUCAAGUUUCUGAAGUAGUAUCUACAGACAAAGUGAGAAUAUCGAUUAAUGGAUGGUUUCAUGGACCAUUGUUGGAAAGUGAAAUACAGCAUAGACCAGAAAUAACAUACAAAUAUUUUAAACCUGAUGAGACCGAGGUGGACUUGCUGUCUUACAUUUCUAAGAUUUAUUUGUACACAACAAUCGUUAAGAAAAUUCAAAGGACUAUUGAAAAAGAUUCGUUCAUAUACCUUCCCAACUUUUUACUGGAAAAUAUAUAUGAAAAAUUGUGUGAUGAUGUAAAGAAUGAAAAUAUCAAGUGGGAAAAAACUACUCCAGCUGAUGUACAGAAUUACGAAAUCGCCAAUGAAGAUACUUUACCCACUGUGCUGAAAAAUUUCUAUAAUAUUUUUAAGUCCAUCCAUAUUUUUCACCUUCUUAAACAAUACACUGAGUUGGAUUUGGUACCGGAAGCCGACCAUAUGAAACCAAGAAUGAAAAUUGAACUGCAGAGGUGGUCGCGGGGCUGUUACAUGUUAAUCAAUGACAAAGAAGUCAUUCAGCCUUACAGUAAAAAGGAUGCAGAAACAGAAAAUAAUGAGAAUCAUAAAACUGAUGAAAUUGACAUAAGCCUAAAAGCAGAGCUGAAAGACGGAUCAAGUAUAGCAGGUAAAAUAGAAGACACAUCUAACGAAUCAAAGAGUGCAAAAAAUGAUGAUCAACCUAAUUUCAGCACGAAGCACGACAUUAGUACAACAAUUGAUAAAGAAACUGCUACACAAGACAGAAUAGUAGUCAAAAAUCCACAUGGCAAAAAUCAAAAUAGUAUUGGAAGUAAAUCUAGUAAAGGAAAAGAGAAGUUGCCAAUAUCUAGAAUGGCAUCGUCAGCAAACUGUACCAAAUCUGUAGGGAAAGCAUCGAUGUCCGUCGCAUUUCACCAAUCUGACUCUACGGAUACAGAAGAUUACUCGUCAAACCCACCGAGCGACCCAGAGUCUGAUACUUCACAAUCUGAUAAUGAAGAGAAGGAUAAUAGGCCAGGCACUCUGGAUGUUUUGUUACAAUUUCAUACCGAGAAUGCAACAGAUGAUACUACGAUAGAUUAUAUUGACCCUAACCAGAAGGAUGGUGCAUUGAUUCAUAUACCACCCCAAGACAAUCAUUUGUGUUUAGUUUAUAGAACUGCUGACACUUGUCGCUGUAACGAAUAUGUUAACCAUUAUUGUAAAGGCUACUUUUACACAUUAGUAUGUUCUUACUACGAAUAAAACCU